AUGUGGAAUCUCAUGGAACGAUGUGGAAUCUCAUGGAACGAUGUGGAAUCUCAUGGAACGAUGUGGAAUCUCAUGGAACGAUGUGGAAUCUCAUGGAACGAUGUGGAAUCUCAUGGAACGAUGUGGAAUCUCAAGGAACGAUGUGGAAUCUCAUGGAACGAAGACGACUCUCGGGUUUCGGCGUGCAGUCUCGAAGAGGAAGGUGAGGAGAGGAACGGCAUUAGUCGCGCUUGA
Molecule: messenger RNA, 234 nt
Organism: Microbotryum saponariae
Lineage: Eukaryota; Fungi; Basidiomycota; Microbotryomycetes; Microbotryales; Microbotryaceae
Source: the annotation of a GenBank genome assembly